This is a messenger RNA of Pararge aegeria (speckled wood butterfly), 1032 nucleotides long. RefSeq lists its product as uncharacterized. The record is from RefSeq and is a predicted model, not a curated record. The transcript has a single exon. Lineage: Eukaryota; Metazoa; Arthropoda; Insecta; Lepidoptera; Nymphalidae. Bases 1 to 1032 code for a protein of 343 amino acids.
AUGACGUUAACGGUAAAGUGUAGUAAUUGCAAUAUCGUAAUCGACGAGCUCCUAGCUUACAUACAAAAUAAAAUUUCGAUCGCGGAUGAGCCGAGUUUGGUGAAAAUAUGUGAGUCUGCUUUCUCGUUUGAACAAAUUGAGAAAGCAAAAAACCUACUGCUGGAUUCGUUGCCAAAGGAUCUGCGCACAAAGGUUCGGAAAGGAAAAGGCAAGGAGAACCGAAUACUUCUAGAUAUCAUAAGUGUAUUUAAAGUGAACGAUCCGGAUUUGUUACCGAUUUUCGUUGCCCGCGAUUUGGAGAAAUUACCUCCAGUAACAUUUGAUCACCUGGAUGUCUCCAAAUUGCUCAAGGAUCUGAUGAUUGUUCAAUCUGAGAUCAAAAACAUAAAGUCUUCAUACGCAACGGUGGAACAACUCGAAGAUCUAAAACGAGACUAUUUAAACGAAAAGCCUACGUCUCCGCCGUUCUCAGCUGUAAAAAUAAAUAUGAAACGGGGAGCAUACCGGGAUAGUGGACCGAUAGGUUUGUCGCAAUUAGAUGACACUAUCGUUACGGCUAGUUUGAACGAGUCAAACUCCAAUGUAUUAUCCCCUACGGAAGGCGAUAUAAGAUAUAGAAGCAUUGAUUUAAAUAAAGUUGGAGGUAGUCACGCCGAAUGUUCGGAGCGAUGCGUCACGAGUGGUGGACAUAGCGCCGAUGGAUGCGCAGCGACGGGUGCGGAGAGGCGUGAGUCAUCGCGAAUGCUUAGCAAUGCGAGCGAUGGACUGACAGUUACAGAGAAAAAUAAAUCUUAUGCAGGUGUCGUUAGGGUUCAAAAUCCAAAUGACGGAUGGACGGUGGUACAAAGAAAGGUGUCCAAGUCUAAAAACCGCCUGCUAGGUAAAAGAGGAAAUGUUGUGAUAGACUCGGAAGAAAAGUUUAGGGCGGCGGAUAGAAAAAUACCACUGUUUAUAACGAAUGUUGACAAAAAUACGACUGAGUCGGAUAUUGUCAAAUAUAUAAAGAGCAAAACAAAAGAAGAUGUCGUCUAG